UGUAUCUAUCUCUCUUCCAGGACCCUGUACUGUGCCAAGGGGAACUACGACUUCGGCAUCACCCGUGUCAUCAAGAGUCUGGAACCGUACAACAAGAAGCUGGGAACAGACACCUGGUUCUAUGCUAAGCGCUGUUUCCUGUCUCUGCUGGAGAACACGGCCAAACACAUGAUCAUGAUCAGGGACUCAGUUGUUCAGGAGUGUAUUCAGUUCCUGGAGCACUGUGAAGUGUACGGUAAGACAGAGCCAGCCAUGAUAGAACAGCCACUGAGGAGGACAGAUGCACAUCGGAAAGAACACUGUCACCUACGAGUCUCGCCUCUCAAAGCUCUUUCUAUGAGGUCAUCGGAUGGAACCAGUGAUGUCAUACCAGAACGGAACAGAGCCUGUGAUGUCAUCGGACAGAACCCGCUGAUGUCACCGGACAGAACCAGUUUCCACUAA
Molecule: messenger RNA, 444 nt
Organism: Oncorhynchus gorbuscha (pink salmon)
Lineage: Eukaryota; Metazoa; Chordata; Actinopteri; Salmoniformes; Salmonidae
Product: tetratricopeptide repeat protein 30A-like
Exons: 3
Biological process (GO): intraciliary transport
Cellular component (GO): axonemal microtubule; intraciliary transport particle B
Molecular function (GO): intraciliary transport particle B binding
Source: RefSeq, a predicted model, not a curated record